AUGGCGCUCGCUGCCGCCGCGGCCGCCGCUGCCGCCGGGGUGAGCCAGGCCGCGGUGCUGGGCUUCCUGCGGGAGCGGGGCGGCCGGGUGCCCAGCGCCGAGCUGCUGAGCCGCUUCAGGCCGCUGCUGGAUGCCGGCGACCCGCGGGGACGCGCCGCCCGCAGGGACCGCUUCAAGCAGUACGUCAACGACGUGGCCGUGGUGCAGGAGCUCGACGGCGUCAAGUUCGUGGUGCUGCGGAAGAAGCCACGGCCCCGGGAGGGACCCGAGCUCCUGCCCGCCGGCACCCCCGGGGUACCGGGCUCGCUGUCGAACACCCCCUCCGUCUCGCCGGGGGAAAACUCUGCCCCGCAAGCUCCAGACUUGGCCUCGGCACAGCGGGCGGUGGACCCACCAGGGGACCCGGCCCGGGCACCAGAGCCACAGGACGCCCCCGCGGCUCCGGCCCCUGAGCCCACCCAGCGCCCCGGGGAGCUGCUGUUGGGCUCGGCCCCGCAGCCAGCGGGCCCCGCCGACCCCCGGGCGCCCGCCUUGGCGCCCGCCCAGCCCGCGGAGGGGCUCCCGGCAGACGCGGCCCCGCCGUCCAGGGCACCGUCGGAGGCGGUCUCACUCCGGGUAGAGCCGCCGGACCCCGACGCUGCGCCCGGGGCAGCGCAAGGGCCACCGCCACCCGCUCCGCGCGCGCCGCCGCCGAAGCCCAGCGCGCUGCGGCUCCGCGCGGAGGAGCAAGGGCUGCGGCGGCAGCUGUCGGAAGAGCCGAGCCCGCGCGGCUCCCCGCUGCUGCUGAGGCGGCUCUCGGUGGAGGAGUCGGGCCCGGGGCUCAGCCUGGGCCCCGGCCGCUCCCCGCACCUGAGGCGCCUGUCGCGCGCCGGCCCGCGUUUGCUGAGCCCGGACACCGAGGAGGCGCCCGCCGCGCCGCCGCCGUCCGCGGUGCCCCUGGAGCCGUCCGAGCACGAGUGGCUGGUGAGGGCGGCCAACGGCCGCUGGAGCCACCAGCUCCACGGGCUGCUGCUGCGCGACCGCGGCCUGGCGGCCAAGCGCGACUUCAUGUCUGGCUUCACAGCCCUGCAUUGGGCCGCCAAGAGCGGCGACCGCGAGAUGGCGCUGCAGCUGGUGGCGGUCGCGCGGCGGGGGGGCGCGCCCGUCGACGUGAACGCGCGCUCGCACGGCGGCUACACGCCGCUGCACCUGGCGGCUCUGCACGGCCACGAGGACGCCGCCGUGCUGCUCGUGGUGCGCCUGGGCGCACAGGUGCACGUGCGUGACCACAGCGGGCGGCGAGCUUACCAGUACCUGCCGCCUGGCGCCUCCUACGCGCUGCGCCGCCUGCUCGGCGACCCGGGCGUGCGGGGCACCACGGAGCCCGAUGCGACCGACGGCGGAGGCGGCAGUCUUGCGGCCCGGCGCCCCGUGCAAGUCGCCGCCACCAUCCUCAGUUCCACGACGAGUGCGUUUCUGGGCGUCCUGGCCGACGACAUGAUGCUGCAGGACCUGGCCCGAGGCUUGAAGAAAUCCAGCUCCUUCAGCAAGUUCUUGAGCGCCUCGCCCAUGGCUCCGCGUAAAAAGACAAAGAUCCGCGGUAGCCUGCCAGCCUUCUCCGACGUCUCCCGUCGACCUGCUCCGGGGCCUUCAGCUGGUCUAGUGCCCAGUCUGCCUCCCACAACCUGACGGUCCCCGGGGCUGUGGCCUGGUUGAUCUAACCGGACCUCCCCCCUACAGUUUAAGCCUACCCAAGGCUGGGGCCCGACACCGCCAGCCCCAUGCUGCUUUCAGCUUCGUCCACUGCGGCCUGUUUUACCCCAAUGGGCCUGUGCCUCCAGAGUCUGCCUAAAGCUUGACCUGUCUCCAGAGACUCCACAUCUCACUGAGAUCUGGCAUCUUCUCUUAUGAAGAACUCCAGAAGUCAGGCCUGAAUUCUGGAGGAGACUUGCAAUUUAGGGUUGAAGGUUAAGGGGCAGCAGCUGGUCUGGCCCCUGAAAGCCUUGGUAUCUACACGGCCCCAAGCCGGAACUAGAGCAAGGGUCUCUUUAAAUGUUGGAAGGUUUUAGAUUGUUUGCCAGCUUUAAGAUAAUGUGGUGGUCUUGUAAUUUGAUGCUUUUAUUCUGUUUUUAAAUUGAAAUGAGGUAAAGCAACUUUCAUAAUAACCUUUUGAAAUUAUAUUUUUCCACUCUUAGGCAAAAUGCUCAUUUUCAAUUUUUUGCUAAAUAUUUUGGAAUUCCAUUUAAAAAAUAGAUUAUCAAGAUCUAAAGAAAAUUAGUCCCAACCAACAAACUUAAAAUUUAUCUACCUCAUUUUAGGUAAUCAAGAUUCUAGAGAGUCUUGAAUGCAGAAUAACUAUUGUGACCAUUAUGAAUGUAAUUAAGUUGUACUGUGAAUGCUAAAUAUUUGGAAACAAGUGCAUCUUUGGAGUAAAGGUGACAAAGAGAAAAGAAACAUUUUGGCAAAUAUUUUAAAUUUGUGGUUGUCUUCAUAGUGAAAUAUAAACGUGUGUUUGGCACUGGUAGGUGGCCAUUUGAUUUGGCACAAAUAAUUUUUUUAAAUUGUGAUCUGUGAAUUGUACUUUUGUACCAUGUUUCUGAGUCUGUGGUUUUCAAAUCCAGCUUAGCCUUUCAGUGCAAUAGGUGAAUAUUCAAAGAAAAAAAUUUCAUAGCAUUACACCAGAAAAAUAUCUGAUUAAAUAGUAAUGGAUACAAUUAGGGAGCAACCACUUUAUAUGAAAGUUCUGUGCAAACAAAAAGCAUGUGAUAUCCAUUAAAAAAAACUUGAAAGCAGACAACUUAUUCCAAAAUAGCAAAAGCAGAUUCUCUUUGCUCAGUGAACUUGGAUGAGUGGCUCAACUUCCCUGAUCCUUUUUUCCUAAAUGGAAGUUGAGGUUGUGAUAUUGCCAAGAUUUCCCAGGUUGAACACGGUGUAAUUAUAAUGCAUUUUUUUUCUGUUUUAAAGAUGUGGAAUUCCUUUGCUCAACCAGCCUUUUUUCUAUCAUAUUGUGAGAUGCUCUACUUUUUCAAAUUGUGUUUGCAUGUCAUUAGUUAUAUCAAAUAGUUUUUGUGGCACAGGGUAGUGGGCCAUUUUCCCCUGGUAUAUAUAGUGAAGGCUUUGAAAUUAUUUAAGUCCUUCAUGGAAUGUUUUGAUUUAAGAAAUGAAAUAAACAGUCCUCCAUUUGUUCCUG
Molecule: messenger RNA, 3169 nt
Organism: Lemur catta (Ring-tailed lemur)
Lineage: Eukaryota; Metazoa; Chordata; Mammalia; Primates; Lemuridae
Gene: SOWAHA
Product: sosondowah ankyrin repeat domain family member A
Exons: 1
Coding region: 1-1668 (555 amino acids)
Molecular function (GO): protein binding
Source: RefSeq, a predicted model, not a curated record